GGUCGCCAGCCGACAUUGUUUAGCUGACGGUAUCCGGAGGAGUCCCUCUCUGUGAGAGCGCACUGGUCGGUGAGAGGCUAAUGGUGGCAGUAGGCGGUCCCGUAAAUAUCCCGGCCCUAGGCCAUGGAGCGUUUUAAAGGUGAUGACAAGUACCUUAAAGUGAACCCGGAAGACCACUGGGAGCCAGUGCAGGUUACGCAGGAGGGGUGUUACAUGGGAGCCAAAAGGUGCUCCCUCUAUCACCCGCGCAGCCGCAUUCUGGACCAGUUGGAGUCUCCGGGCACACUUCAAGGGGAGCCCCAUCUAGAGAGCAUUACAGUAGUCCAGGCGGGAUGUAACAAGGGCAUGAGCGACCGUGCAUAAGGAAGCCCGAUCCAGAAAGGGGCGUAACUGGCGUAUCAGGCGAACCUGAUGAAAGGCUCCCCUGGUGACGGCUAUCAUAUGAUCUUCUAAAGACAGCCGUGCAUCCAGGAGGACGCCCAGAUUACGAGCCCUUUCCGUGGGGGCCAAUAGUUCGCCCCCAAUGGUCAGUGAUGGAAUUAGCUGACUGUACCGGGCCGCCGGCAUCCACAGCCACUCGGUCUUGGUGGGAUUGAGUCUGAGUCUUUGGUAUACUAGGCUUUGGUAUGUCCCACUCUGACUGCUGUCUCCACCAUAACGGAGAAGGGGCGUUGGUACUUACCUGAGACGCACCUUCUAGUUCAGUGGAGACAGCAGUCAGCCCCUCCCUAUUUCGGUCUGGAUCCUCUUUUGUUUGUUUGUUUUGGAUAAUAAAAUUUGUUUCUCUAUUUUCCACGACGCAUUGAGUCUGGUUUUUCUCGCCUUCAUCAAAAUCUGGGGUUCCCAGCAGCAAGGGGCAGGACUUUCAGCUUCAACAGACUCAGUUAUCCAAUCUGAACAGAGGAGCUCCACCCACUCUGACUGCUGUCUCCACUGAACUAGAAGGUGCGUCUCAGGAUUCUUGCUGGAGCUCCCCGUGAUGUGGCUAUCCAUAUGGAUAAUAAAACACGGACAGGUGCUAUGUAUGCUUGUCCUUUGACUGCAAAUUCCAAUGAUUGUACACAGGUGGACUUCCAGUUGAAAAGUGAUCCACAAAAUAAUAUUGUUGAAGACAUGUGGCUGGGGGUGGUGGUAGCAAGCCAACGUAAACCUUAUGGGCGAGUAAUGGCUUGUGCUCACCGAUACACUCGGAUUUUUGGCAGUGAACAUCAGAGGCGCAUGGUAGGAACAUGCUAUAUCCAUAGCAAUGACUUGCGUCAUCAGGUGAAUGAUUCGUGGCAAACUUAUAAUGAGAUGUGUGCUGCCAACUCAGACUUGGAGAAUACAGGCAUGUGCCAAAUGGGCAUCAGUGGUGGCUUCACAGACAACUUUGUCUAUUUUGGAGCUCCAGGAGCUUACCAUUGGCAAGGAACGGCUUAUGUGAGCUACCCAGGGAUUUGGGACCAAGUAGAUUUAUCCUACCCAGAUCAGAAAACUAGACACAUUUACCUAGGAUACGCCACAGAAGCAAGCACCAACGUACUGCAUAAAAAAGAGUUCUCUUUUAUUAUUGGGGCCCCUCGCUAUAAUCACACUGGAGCUGUCUUUGUGAUGGCAACUAAUGGUCGCAAGAGUCUUCAGAAUAGACUGCUGCUCUUUGGCAAGCAAGUGGGUUCUUAUUUUGGCAGCUCCAUUGCUGUGGCUGACCUCAACAGUGAUGGGUGGCAAGACUUAAUCAUUGGAGCACCACAUUAUUUUGACCAGAAGGAGGAGAAAGGUGGGGCUGUCUAUGUAUAUAUGAACCUUGGUGGAGCAUUCUCCAACCAUCCCAACCUCACACUGACUGGACCCAGCGGUUCUUCCUUUGGUUUCUCUGUGGCUCACAUUGGCGACAUUGACAAAGAUGAUUUUCAAGAUAUUGCCAUUGGGGCACCCUAUGAAGGUUUGGGGAAAGUAUACAUCUACCAGAGUGGUGUAGGUGGCCUUGCUAAUAAGCCACAGCAGAUCAUUAGUGGGGAAGAUUUUAAUCCUGUCAUCAAGACCUUUGGUUACUCCUUCAGUGGUGGAAUGGAUGUGGAUGGAAAUUCCUAUCCUGAUCUCCUGGUGGGAACUCUCUCUGAAAAUGUCUUGCUACUCAGAGCCCGUCCGGUGAUCAAUAUCCUAAACAAGACUUUUACUGUUACUCCAAGUCCUCUGGACCCAAGCAAAUGCACUCAAAACUCUUGUAUGAAGGUAGAGCUCUGCUUCUCCUAUUCCCAAAGUGCUGGAGACCCCAAAUACAAGGAAAAUAUCAAGCUGGAUUACAUUGUGGAAGCUGACCGGUACCGCCGGCCACCCCGUGUAUAUUUUGCUGAAACCAACUCUACAAUCUACAAGGGACAAUUUUCCAUGCCAAGCAAGUGCCAAAACCUGAAAGUCCUUCUACAGGAAGACAUACGAGACAAGCUGCACCCCAUUGCUUUCUCUAUGAAGUACUCUCUUUAUGAAAAGCCCCGGCGAUUCCAGUUGGGAUUACGCUCUCUUAAUGCAUUUCCUGUUUUGAAUGAGGAUCAGCCUUGUGAAAACCACACUGAGAUUCAGUUUCAGAAGGAAUGUGGAGCUGACAGCCAAUGCAAUAGCAACUUGCAGAUCCAGGCACUCUUUCUAAAUGAAAAGAACCAAAAGCUGCCCAGACGAGAUGGUGUACAGGUGUUACAGUACAGCUCGGAAGUCAAGAAACUGAAUUUGAGCAUCAAAGUCACUAAUAGGCCAACAUCAUCUACCAAUGGAGAGGAUGCUCAUGAGGCCCUCCUCAAUAUCACUUUCUCACCCUCUCUGCUGCCUUCUUCAGUUCGGCCGAGUGGGGCCUGUACUGUCAAGGAGACAGUGAAAUGUGAACUGGGCAAUCCCUUCAAAAGGAAUCAGCAGGCAGAGCUGAUUAUCACAUUUGAAAUUGGUGGGAUUACUUUAUCUACCCAGAAUAUCAUUGUCCAGGUUCAACCUUCCACGAUAAGCUAUCAGGAAGAUCUUCAACUAGUGACAGCAACUUUGUUAGUGGACUACACAGUUGAUGCAUCACUAAGCAUACUCAAUCGGUGGCUUCAGUCAUACUUUAGUGGGAAAGUCAUAGGAGAAUCAGCCAUGAAGCAUGAAGAAGAUGUAGGCAGUCCCAUUGAGUUGGACUUCCAGGUGACUACAAAGAGUGAGUCUUUAGCUUCUCUGGGAAUAAUCACGUUAGGCUUUGAAUGGCCUUAUGAAGCCAGUAAUGGAAAGUGGCUGCUUUACCUAACUGAAAUCUUGAUAAAGGGGAAGGAAGAUUGGUAUUGUGAACCAUCUGAAGAAGUCAUCAACCCCCUCAAGCUCACUCAAAUAGAUCACACCACUUCCCCAGCACGGAGAAAGCGUGAGUUGCAGCCAACUCCAAAUGCUGAGAUUCCUAUCAUAUUAGCAUCUUCAAAGAAAGCCAGAUCAGAAACAGCACUGAGUUGUUCCAAAGGAACUUCUCAUUGCAUCUGGUUUGAAUGCCCCUUGUGGAAUAUCGGAGCAGUUACAAAUGUGAAGGUCCGGGCAAGAGUUUGGAACAGCACUUUAAUUGAGGAUUACAAUGACUUUGAUCGUGUCAAGGUAGAGGGGCAAGUGACUCUUUUCCUCAGGACAAACUCCUCUACAAUCAGUAUGAAAAAUCAAACAGUGUUGUUUACUGUAGACAUCGACUCGGAACUCAGUGAAGAGCAGCAGACCAAGAUUGAGUUGUGGGUGGUGCUAGUUGCUGUUGCUGCAGGACUACUGCUCUUGGGCUGUAUCAUCUUACUGCUGUGGAAGUGUGGCUUCUUCCGGAGGGCAAGCACACGAGCCUUGUAUGAAGCCAAGGGCCAGAAAGCCAUGAUGAAGAUCCAACCUUCUGAAACUAAGCGGCUGACCGACAGCUACUAGUUCCUGUUUGGGGGGGGACACUGCCCACCCCUUUACCCUGUAUCUUGUGCAACUUUUUCAAGCCAACCCGCUACUACCGCAUCAUGCCCAAAUACCAUGCCAUUCGCAUCCGGCAGGAGGACCGCUACCAGCCAGCUGGCGGCUUCUUGCCUCCAAAGCACAAGAAGCGUUGGGUGACAAAUUGGC
This is a messenger RNA of Ahaetulla prasina, 4077 nucleotides long. It is a transcript of the gene ITGA3, whose product is annotated as integrin subunit alpha 3. Gene Ontology annotation, cellular component: external side of plasma membrane; integrin complex. Gene Ontology annotation, molecular function: integrin binding. The record is from RefSeq and is a predicted model, not a curated record. Gene Ontology annotation, biological process: cell adhesion mediated by integrin; leukocyte migration; cell-cell adhesion. NCBI's taxonomy places the organism in Eukaryota, Metazoa, Chordata, Lepidosauria, Squamata, Colubridae. The coding region runs from base 994 to 3891 and encodes 965 amino acids. The transcript has 26 exons.